Molecule: messenger RNA, 4520 nt
Organism: Liolophura sinensis
Lineage: Eukaryota; Metazoa; Mollusca; Polyplacophora; Chitonida; Chitonidae
Product: nuclear pore complex protein Nup133-like
Biological process (GO): transcription-dependent tethering of RNA polymerase II gene DNA at nuclear periphery; poly(A)+ mRNA export from nucleus; protein import into nucleus
Cellular component (GO): nuclear pore outer ring
Molecular function (GO): protein binding; structural constituent of nuclear pore
Source: RefSeq, a predicted model, not a curated record
UUGUAAUCACAUGUCUUCUCGUACAAAGGCUACGCCAUAAGACAUAAAUCAAAAUGUUUACCCCUAAACAGGGAACGCCAUCUACCAGGAUAACUCCCAGUAGUUCGGCUGUUCGCUCUUCGACAUCAAAUAGAAGGUCAUCUUCAAUGUUCACUCCACGCCGGAGAACUUCGGGUAUAAACACAAGGAGCCAGGCUCUGAACAGCUCUCUCCAGACGUCUAUGAUAGUGGAGAAGACUAGUCAGCAUACUGUGGAGAGCUUUGGUCAACCAUUACCAGUUCUAAUCACAGAGGCUCUCACACUGGCAGACAGAUCAACAGAGGUCAGUGUGAGGUUAGAUCCGUCAGGGUGGGCGUGGCUGGUUGGUGGCAGGAAGCUCUUUAUCUGGAGGUACAAGGCCUCACCAUAUGCCAGGGCCACCCAGUGUAAGGAGCUGACUCUACCCCCCAGUGACCUGGCCCACAAUGCUGACCGAGUCUGCGUUAUCCCUGGGGUCAAUGAUAGUCAGUCUGUGGCCUGUAUGGCCGCCUCACCCGAGGGUAUUGUGCGAUACUGGCCAAGUGUGGCUCAUGAAACAUCCUCUACAGAAAUCAGCGCAGAGUUAAAGGGAGAAGAAUGUGCAAGUGUAAUCAACUUCCUGCCUUACGGGUGCAUCUUGGCUACAACAACUAGUUCUUUAGUGCUUGUAUCUCCGUGUGUAGGACAGACUGGGUUAAUGUGUCGGCCCCUGAAGGAAGCUCAGGGGAUGUUCGCUGGGAUCAGCCGCAGGAUGUCUUCCUUUAUCUUUGGCAGUGGUCCAGCUCAGACUAUUGGUGCCCCGUUACACAGGGUUCUGGCUGGGGACGUGGAUGAGGAUGGGGUCCGUCAUUUCUAUGUUUUAUCCGGUUCUCAUGUACAGAAGUGGGUCAUGUCAGAAGGGGAUGUAGAUAAGUUGGUGUACCAGGCAGAUGUCGAGAGGUUGUACAGAGAGGCCUUCGCCAAAAAGUGUUGGGACCAGGACUCAGCUCAGCUAACCCGGCUUAAGGUCUGGCUCCUGGACAUGCAGUUGACAAGGUCUGGAGUGAUGGUUUUAGGGGCAGGUGUUAACCCUGAAGUCUCCCCAGCCUUCUACUAUGGAAUAGGUAUUCUGAAUAUAGGUGGAUUAAUCCAGCCAACCAGCUUGGACCAGUUUAUUCUGGUUGAUUAUGCUGAACGAUACCAGGAGGAACUGGAGAGUCAGUUGCUGGGUUACCAGCUAAUGUUGACAGAGCCGUACUCAAACACCCUCUACAUGCAUGACCAGCAUCAGGUCCUAAUAGUCACCACCACGAAAGAUUCCACAACCUCUGAUCCUGUUGACAAAGUGGAGUUCAAAUCACCAGGGAGUCGCAUUCUUGGUGCGGGUGUUUGUGACCGAACAGCCCUCUUCUUCUCCAGCAGUUAUGGUCUGGUGUCUGUCAAGUGUCCUCAGAAACUUGAAGCAAGUAUCAUGGAGGAACCCUCGGCUGAUGUUUCCCUAAGGAGUGAUGUGCCUGCCCUGAAUGCCUCCACUGCCCAGGUACAGAGGCUGAGCCUGAGCAAUGACAAGUCUGAUCGCCUCAAAGCUGCCUUCAGUCUGUCCUGUAGUGGAUCCAUUGAUCAAGCUCAGCUAAUUGUGGAUGAAUUAUUUCCCCCUGACAGCCCUAUCACUGAGUCUAACCCAGAACUGGACCAGCUGGUUGUCAAACUGAGCAUAGCCCUAGUGGAUGAUUACCCAGCAUCGGAUCCACGCUGGGCUGAGGCAGCUGUACAAGAUUCUGGUAGUAGUACCAACUCUCUCAUCAUUUUACAUCAACUGCGAGACAAAAAACAAAGAGCACAUAACUAUUUCAUAAAUUUCCUGAAAAAGUUUAGUUUGUGGAAUAAGCUAUGGACUGUUCAUGUCCGGGAUAGACCUAUGCUAACACGUCUUCUGCUCUGUGAACAUGUGGAGAAAAUUGUGGCUGCUACAGUGCUCAGAGAACUCCAUUCACAGCACACUGCCCUGGUAGACCUGGCUAUCAGACGAGUCCUCGUCAACAGAGAAGACGCAGAACUCGUCCCAGGACUCACUCCUCAAGAUCUCUUCUACAGAGAGGUGUCCAGGGUAGAUGAGGUAAUAGGAGCCCUGUUAGAGUAUGAAGAGGAGACCCUUGUGACAGACCUCCUGCCCCGGGACCAGGUCAAUCUGGUGAUGACCAUUAACACCAUCAUUGAGGGAAUGAUUCAUGAAGCGCUUCAGUACCGUAUGACCAGUGCAGAAAUGUACCAGUCAGAGGCUGGUGCCAAAGGGAGACUGCCAGAGUACUGCCCGUGGACGUCAUCUCUUGGGGUUAAAGGUGCUCGUACCGUCCUCCAUAGACAGUUUACGCUGACAAUUGAGAAUGCUGUACCAGAAGCUAAGGACAUGGACACAAGGAGCGGACUUUUCCAGCAAGCCCUGGCACUGGCAGACUUCAUCCUGAAUGGUUACUCAUGUCAACUGGAUUCUAUCCGAGAGCAAAGAGAGGAGGGACAGAAGGAAAGGCUGGAUCAGGUGUUAAGGAAAUACGAAGAGGACAGACAGGCUUUACUGCAGCCAUUCAUUGAGUAUGAAGAGUAUGAGAGAGCAGCCUCAUUAGCGGAGAAGUACUACGAUUUCCCUACAUUGAUUAAAAUCUGUGAAACGACAAAUAAACAGGACAGGCUGGACAGAUACAUCACACAGUUUGCUAACAGGGGCUUUUCAGAAACCCUUUUCAAGUGGUAUCUUAAGGAAGGUAAACGUGGGAAGCUUCUGGCCAUGCCUGUGCGUGAUCAGUCUGAGUUGUCAGAGUUCCUGAAGUCAGGGAAUAAUCGUUACCUCAGCUGGGUUCAUGAUAUUGCUGCUAACAACUUCUCUGCUGCUCACACUACUUUACUACAGCUGGGGCUAGAGGAGAGAGGGUCCGUAGCCAAGAGAAAGACCCUGUUAAGCCUAAGUAAGCUUGCAGCCCUUGCAUCUGAGCCUGAACCAGAACAAGCUGAUGACAGCAUUGAACUGAUCAAUGAUGAACACAACUUCCUUAGCCACCAGGAGGACUUACCGCUCGGACUUAUUGAAAGUCUUGGUAUGGAGCCUGAUAACAUGAGAGUUCUCUCCCCGUUGGAACUCAUCAAUUUGUACAUCAGUGAUGACAAUGAAGGGGCAACAGAGUAUGACUUCAAAAAGGCUCUGGAUCUUCUCAGCUAUGUUCCACAGUCUGAGCCUGAUAUUCCAGUGGACCAAGUGAGGCUCCAUAUCUGGUGUAAGGCUGUACUCAGGGACAACUGGUCUAAUAUUUCAACAGAUGAUCCUUUAGAAGGCAACAAACAUACAAUUUUCUUCAAAACAGUGGAACUAGCUUUUUACGAAGGUGCAGACCUAAGCUCCUAUCUUCCACAAGCAGAUCAGUUGCUUGCAGCAGAAGAGCUCGGGGAGCUUAGACACAACAAAAACUUCCAGUUCUUACUGCGAGCUGGUUAUGAACAGAUUCAAAAGGUUCUUGGAUGAAAUGAGUUAAUUGUAAAUGAGCGAUUCAUCUGUGACUGAUGCUUGACUCUUAAGGUUCCUUUUGGAAGCCGAACUAUAAGUUAAUAUUGUGGAAUGCUCUGCAGGUUCUUACUGCAUGUACCUGUAAGGAAAUGCAUAAAAGUUUCUUGGAAAGUUCCUGUUGAACAUGCUCUUGAAAUGUUCCUGUUACACCUGCCCUUGAAAAGUUCCUAUUACUCAUGUCUGAUGCAUUCCUGUUACAAAUGCCAUUGAAAGGUUCUUUUUGUACAUCCUCUUGAAAGAUUGCUGUGACACAUGUUCUUGAAAGGGUUGUGGUAAACAUCCUUUUCAAAUGUAUCCGUUACACAUGUUUUUGAAAGGUUCUUGUUAAACACGCUCUUGAAUGGUUGCUGUUACAAAUUCUCUUGAAAGGUUCAUCAGAAGUUUCUACGGGAGAACUCUGGUUAAGUUAUUACUAGUAACUGAACCAGAAGCUGACCCAUGAAAUCCUUAAGCACUGAAUAUGACAUGAGCUAGACAAUGGUACAUCCUUUAUAAACAUGCACCAGAAGUUUGAGAACUAAAUGCUAAUCCAUUGCAGAGUGAAAGUAGUGUGCUCCCUUGCAUGAUGAUCAUAUUUGGUGUGUUUUAAAUUCACCUGUUCAUAGAUUCAUUGAUAUAUCAUCUUGCAUCAUUGUCUUACAUUAUGUGACUUGUGCUGAAGUUUACAUCUACAUUGUCAAAAUUCAUGAUUUUUUCAGAUAACAAAGUCUAUAUUACCUGGCAUUAAUAUAAGGGAAAAUUAAGGGGAAAAUUAAGGGGAAAAUACUUCCACUUGUUCUUGUACUAAGAUGUACUAUGUACAGUGUAAAAUGAAAAAAAAAGAUGUGAAAUCAAAAUUUGUAAUAAAUAAUGUCCAGCUAACAUUUGGCUUCCUGUCAUUACUGAUGGAACAGCUUGGGUGGCCUAAUGGUUAGAGCCUCCAUUUUGAGUUCAGGGGAACCGGGAGCAAAGCCAUGGAACAGAACUGGU